UGUCAUCUGUGGUCCUUGUUGAUAUAAAAAGGAAACAAGAUGACCGUUGAAAUGAGCUAAUAAAUAAACUUAUCAUUUUCCUUACCACUUGAUUUUUGAUAAGUUUGAUGUCUAGACUGCUAUUUAUAAUUGAAGUAGAUUUCUUAUUUUCAUUUGUCCACCCUUUGAAGAUUCGAAGUUCGUCUUGUGAUAUUUAUCAGUGGUAUGGAGAACGGCAUGGAAGAACGUACACUCGUAAAUCGCGCUCUAUAUUGUAUUCACUGCAAGAGUAAUUCUAGAACGAAUCCAAAUUAUAGCUUCUUCAGAUUUCCUAAAGAUCCUAAAAGAUGUGCCAUUUGGAAAACCUUGAUUAAAGAAGAUAAAAUAAAGGAUUUCACACCAGAACAAUGCUACAACAGGUUUCGACUCUGCUGUAAACAUUUUGAAAACAAGAUGUUCGUUCAUGAGACAAAAACUCAAUUGAAAAAAAAUGCUGUACCGAUGGAAACAAUCACCAUAACUUUAGAUUCCAGAAGUCCAGAGAGACCGACGUCUAUACUUAGGGAUGCCCUUCUGAGACCUCCCAGAAGGGUGCAAGUUAUGUUCGAUCACAAUUAUGCGCAGUCUGUGAGGUGCCCUAAGACCUCUUCUGAAGUUGACAAACGCCAAAAAACUGAGAAGAACGAUCCAUCUGCUUCAUCUACCACGCCAUACAAAAAUGAUAAACCGAUCGAUUCAAUGCCGAACGUAGCAGGGGAUACCGAAAAUAAUUCCACACUUUUACCACUCUCCCCACCACCCUACUGUCUAGAAGAGACUCCCCCUGAGAGUCCGUGUUGUAGCAAGAAUUCUCCAACGCCAUCCAGCAAAUCUUCAUCAUCACCACGCCAAAAAUCAAACAAAAACGAACCAAAAGUGUCCCUUAACGCAAUGGAAACAGCUGUGCGAAUUCCAGAACGAAACUCAAUCACGAAUAUGGAUGACACUGAUUAUUUCUUUUUGAGCAUGAGUAAAGCUGUCAAAAAAUUGCCUAAAAUAGAGCAAACAAAAAUUAAACUCGAUUUGCAAACCGCAAUUUCACAAGCUGAAAUCCGUUCUAUGGUCCAUAAGGUCGAGGUUCAGAACACUUCUUCAAUUAACAUAAAGUGAAGGGAGGAGGUGAAAUCAACAGUGUUGUUAAGCUCCAGUGGGGUAACUUUAUGUGUAUCUCACAAGUUCAACUGGUAGAUGUGUGAAAUAUCAACCAGACCGACUAUUGAAGAUGUCAUGGAGAAGCGUUUGCAGACAACAGUGACGAAGUAUUUUCAAGAUACUCCAGAAUGUACUCUUCUAUGUAUUAACCGAAGCUGGGCGUUGUGCGUAGAACUUAGGAGAUGGUAUCAAUCGAUGUAGAUGAAGAAACGGGUGAGUCUAUGACUUGUACAUCUAUUUCAAUAGUAGGUUCCUUUAAUCAAAUGUUGUCAGAGUAAAAUCAAACAGUGGCAUUAUUGAAAACAAUCCUACCAGCCCGCUUUGCAGUGCUAAUUUUUUCAGAAGAAAUUUAUCCAUACAGCGACAACCUACUUGAAGAGAAAACACUAAUCAUAAAAUAUCGCUGUAGAUUAGUGGCGGCCCGUGGUCAUUAGAGUCGAGGAGGCAAAAAGUUUUUGAGGAGUAUUGGAAUAAACUUGAAAUACAUUUUUUCAAUGUAAUAAAAAGUUGCACGGACUCAAAUUCAAACUCUUCAAUUAUUUAUUGGAACCUGUUCUAAUUAUUCAUUCCAGGUUGACAGGUUUCGGCCUAUAAGGCGAUUUUCAAAACCAAAUUGAAUUUAAAAAUUGUUGACAAUGCAUUCAGCCAUUCGUUACAUAAAGAUGUUAAAAUAAUAUGAA
Messenger RNA from Coccinella septempunctata (seven-spotted ladybird), 1850 nucleotides. RefSeq lists its product as uncharacterized. Gene Ontology annotation, molecular function: sequence-specific DNA binding. NCBI's taxonomy places the organism in Eukaryota, Metazoa, Arthropoda, Insecta, Coleoptera, Coccinellidae. The coding region runs from base 205 to 1128 and encodes 307 amino acids. The transcript has 5 exons. The record is from RefSeq and is a predicted model, not a curated record.